UAGUUUCAUGUGCUCACGUGAAACUUUCAUGUGCUCGCGUGAAACUUUCAUGUGCCGUCCUCAGGAGUUCGAACUUGUCGAAACUUCUCUUCCUAUUUCCGGCGUGACACACGAGUUUGUUCCAAAAUUCUCCAGUGAGUCCUCGUGGACUCGCGUCAAGGGUCCCUAAGGUCUGUGGACUCCGAUGAUGUCCACAAGUCCGUAGUGUGGCAUUUGGAACAGGGCCAAACUACGCGAGAAUCACGAGCAGUAGCACAGAGUUGUUAUGUCCCUUCCCCAUGCGGUCCUUCCCGUACAAUCUUAACACUUCUGCUUCCUUAGAAACACCUCACACUUUGUGUGAAGUGACAUCACAGUGUAGCUUCCUCUUCAAGGGACAGCAGAGUUCUGAAAAGGCAGCACUUCGGAGUCUGACAACUCUGUGAUCUGAGAUAACAUCAACAUGGCCACAAAGGGCAGUUCUUUCAGUGGAGGUGUUACACUGCUUCACACUGAGCAAGAUGGAAAACAUUCCUAUGAAGUGAAAAACUUCAUAAGUUUAGACAAAGGAUUUUUUGCAAGAGAGGGCGAUAAAAUCCUGAAGAUAAACCAAGAAAACAUUGAGGAUGUAACACCAGAAAUGUUGGCUUAUAUGCUGAUCGCAGGAUCUCCUAUGUUGACUAUACAUCAACCGACCAGACCGAAAAAAGAAGAGUGUUCAUCGGAGGAGAUCAAGGCCUUUAAUAAGGAGCCAACAAUGAUGAAUUUCUGCCUGAAGAUGGUGAGAGAGGAAGAUCUGGAUAAAGAGGGGGACCAGGAACAACCACUUCCAGAACGAGAGUGGGAAAAGUGUGUAAAAGAAGACAAUCUGCUUUUCAUCUCCAUGGCUGAAACAAGCUUAACGCUGGUUGUUGGUCGAGGCUGCGACCCAGCACACCCUUGUUACAACUGCGGAAGAACGGACUGCCAAAUUAAUGACGUUGUUGUCAUACCUGAAAGAGCUGAGAUUGCCUUCACUCCCAUUAUUUCAGAUGGAUCACUGAUUGUGAAUCGGGUUAGAGAACGGGAUAAUUUGUUUCUGAAGAGUUACUUCAUUAACAAGUAUAUCACCCCAUCUAAUGAGGAGUUGAUUUUGAAAGACACCAUGUCAGCAAAAAUCACAAUCUACUAUUACAUGCCGACCAUACCGGACAAAGCUGGUCUUCCAGUAGUGCUGAACUUUACUGGCACUAAUAAUUUCUUCCGCUGUUCCACCAAGAAAGGGGAAAAUGAGAAGAUUUUAGAAGUUGUGAGCCAUAACAGAAAGGACCUGAAAAACAUCUGUGCAGAUGACCAAGAAAAAUGGUCCCUGGUGUUUUACAUGUCUGCUUCAGCUGAAGAUCUCAGGCGUUUCGAGUCCGCUCUUCACCGAGGUUGGUUUAUUUCCACACAGCGUGUAAACUGUGAUAAAGUUGAUAAAGCUGAUAAAGUUGAUAUGCGGAAGAAAAAUGAGUCUGAGCCAUUUAAGUUUUAUUUUGUAAUUGAGAGUCAGAAAUAAAACAUAAAGGGUUGUUUCAGAAGAUGCUUGAAGUGACAAAAAGACUUUAAAUAUAAAGUAAGGAGGAUCAAAUCCUUGACAAAUAGAAUUUUUUAUAUCUUUUUUUGUUUACACAAAGUAACUUUGCUAUUCAUUUAUGAGCUAUUAUCAUUAUUUGCUUGUUUUCAUAAUCAAUAUUUUGAGGUGAAAAAUGUAACUUGAACCUGACAUAUUUUGUUUCCAUAUUAUUAGUGAUGACCUCACAAAUUUAUUCAAGCUGAUGUAAGCGAUCCUAAUGUGUCAUUAAUAAGAUGAGAAAUUCUUUGGAAUGGCAACUUGGCACUCUUAAAAAUAAAGCUUCCCAAAAUGUUCUAUAAAAAACCUUGAACAUUAUUAAGAUAAACCUAUCUGACGUAUUAAAGUGUGGCUUAUACUGUAAGGUAAAAGAGAAGUGGUGGUUGAGACCCUUUGACUGAAAGUUCAUUAGAGGAACCAAAAAAUGCUUCUUUUGCAAAGAACCCUUUUUAUAACCUUUAUUUUUAAGAGUGUAUAAGUGAUAACCUUUUAAAAAAGUCUUGAUUGCUAAAUUUGGACUGAAGUAAUUAGUUUUGGUUUAGUUUAAAAAUACAGCCUUCUCCAAAGAAUGUACUUAAAUGUGUUUAACUGCUAUUGCAGUAGUGAGUAGAUAUGUAUCAUAUUAUUAGCUAAAAUGUUUUUUUACCCUGCCAUUCAUAUGCAUAUGUGUCAUUUUUUUUUACAUUGAACUGAUAUUUUCAACCAAUACAUGUAAU
Messenger RNA from Paramisgurnus dabryanus, 2286 nucleotides. RefSeq names its product interleukin-1 family member A (gene il1fma). The record is from RefSeq and is a predicted model, not a curated record. Gene Ontology annotation, molecular function: cytokine activity. Gene Ontology annotation, biological process: immune response; cytokine-mediated signaling pathway; positive regulation of gene expression. Lineage: Eukaryota; Metazoa; Chordata; Actinopteri; Cypriniformes; Cobitidae.